AUGUCGGCCCUGUUUGGCGAUAUGGAUCUGGUAGGUAGUGAUGGUGUUAAUGGUAGGGUCAACAUUAGAUCGGGUAUUACUGUCGGCUAUGUUCCGCAACAGGCCUGGAUCCUGAACAGUACGGUCAAAGAUAAUAUACUGUUUGGUAGACCAAUGGUCCGGGAACUGUACGAUCGGGUUCUGGACACGUGUGCACUCAGGCAGGACUUACUACAGCUGUCCGAUAGUGAUGAGACAGUGAUCGGCGAAAAAGGUGUUAAUCUGAGCGGUGGUCAAAAACAAAGAGUCAGUUUAGCCCGAGCUGUCUAUUCAGGUGCCGAUCUAUACCUACUCGACGAUCCAUUGUCUGCCGUGGACAGUCAUGUGGGCAAACAUAUUGCUAGAAAAGUACUCGACUCGAGAACCGGUAUUAUCGGCAAUAAAACCCGUUUAUUGAUAACAAAUCAAUUGUUUGUAUUACCCGAUGUCGAUCUGAUUGUUGUACUAAAAGACGCAACCAUAUUAGCCAACCAUCAUCAUCAUCAUCAUCGGGCUCAGGAAUCUCUACCCACUACUAUUAUUUGGCCAUUUUUAGCUCAUUCAUUGGCGGUAAUAUUAUUACAUCAUUGGCCAGCCGUUUGUUUCUAG
Oppia nitens is the source of this 627-nucleotide messenger RNA. Its product is annotated as ATP-binding cassette sub-family C member 2-like. The record is from RefSeq and is a predicted model, not a curated record. Gene Ontology annotation, molecular function: ATPase-coupled transmembrane transporter activity; ATP hydrolysis activity; ATP binding. Bases 1 to 627 code for a protein of 208 amino acids. Gene Ontology annotation, biological process: transmembrane transport. Lineage: Eukaryota; Metazoa; Arthropoda; Arachnida; Sarcoptiformes; Oppiidae. Gene Ontology annotation, cellular component: membrane. The transcript has 3 exons.